UCCGUCCCCACCCCCUACCCGGCGGCCCAGGAGGCUCCCGGCGCGGCGGGCGCGGCGAGCGCGCACUCCCUGCUCCUCCUCCUCGCUGGCGCUGCCUGCCUCUCCGCACUCGCUGCUCGCGCCGGGCGCGCUCCGCCGGCUCCCUGCUCUCCGCGCCACCCUCCCCGGGCCGCGCUCCCUGAGGGAUGGUACUGAAUCUCGCCGCCACAGGAGCCCGGCUGGAGCGCCCGCCCCGCGGCCUCGCCUCCCCGCCGAGCCGCCAGCGCCUCGGGACGCGAUGAGGACCUGGGCUUGCCUGCUACUCCUCGGCUGCGGAUACCUCGCCCAUGCCCUGGCCGAGGAAGCCGAGAUCCCCCGCGAGGUGAUUGAGAGGCUGGCACACAGUCAGAUCCACAGCAUCCGGGACCUCCAGCGACUCCUGGAGAUAGACUCCGUAGGGGCCGAGGAUGCUUUGGAAGCAAGUCUGAGAGCCCACGGGGGCCAUGCCACCAAGCAUGCACCUGAGAAGCGGCCUGUGCCCAUUCGGAGGAAAAGAAGCAUUGAGGAGGCCAUCCCCGCGGUCUGCAAGACCAGGACGGUCAUUUAUGAGAUACCUCGGAGCCAGGUUGACCCCACGUCUGCCAACUUCCUGAUCUGGCCCCCGUGCGUGGAGGUGAAGCGCUGUGCGGGCUGCUGUAACACCAGCAGCGUCAAGUGCCAGCCUUCCCGCAUCCAUCACCGCAGCGUCAAGGUGGCCAAGGUGGAGUACAUCAGGAAGAAGCCAAAGUUAAAAGAAGUGCAGGUGCGGCUGGAGGAGCAUCUGGAAUGCACAUGCACGACCAGCGGCCUGAACCCAGAUCACCGGGAGGAGGAGACGGAUGUGAGGUGAGGACAAGCCAGCAGCCCUUCUCCGGGACACGGAUGUACAUGGCGUGUUACAUUCCUGAACCUACUACGUACGGUGCUCAUUGCCAGCGUGCGAUCUUUGUUCUCCUCCGUGAAAAACUGUCUCCAUGCGCACUCGGGAGAACAAAGAGACAGUAUACAUUUGUUUAAUGUGACAUCAAAGCAAGUAUUGUAGCACUCGGUGAAACAAUAAGAAGCUUCCUUGUCAAAAAGAGGGAGAGAGAGA
Canis lupus familiaris (dog) is the source of this 1111-nucleotide messenger RNA. It is a transcript of the gene PDGFA, whose product is annotated as platelet derived growth factor subunit A. Gene Ontology annotation, cellular component: membrane. Bases 278 to 868 code for a protein of 196 amino acids. Gene Ontology annotation, biological process: platelet-derived growth factor receptor signaling pathway; positive regulation of cell population proliferation; positive regulation of MAP kinase activity. Lineage: Eukaryota; Metazoa; Chordata; Mammalia; Carnivora; Canidae. The transcript is spliced from 6 exons. The record is from RefSeq and is marked provisional. Gene Ontology annotation, molecular function: platelet-derived growth factor receptor binding; growth factor activity.